UUCCUCUCUCUCUCUUUUAAUAAAACACUCAUCCAAACACGCAUUCUUCUUCUUCUUCUUCUUCUUCUUCUUCUUUGUUUUUGUUGUUUCUUUCUUUCCUCUUUCUUUCUUCUCUACAGUUACCACCAAACAAACACCAAUCACAACAGCAAUGUCUCUCCGACCCACAUCACGAGCAGAAGUUCGUAAGAAAUCAUACAAAACUGGUGUCGAUGCAGAUGAUGCAAGAAGAAGAAGAGAAGAUAAUCUAAUCGAGAUCAGAAAAAACAAAAGAGAAGAUAACCUUCUUAAGAAGAGAAGAGAAGGUCUUCUUCAAUUUCAACAAUCUUCUUCUUCUAAUGAUCCUAAUUCAUUGUUAAUCCCUCCUGUUGCCGUCGAGAAAAAGUUGGAGAGCCUACCUGUUAUGGUACAAGGAGUUUGGUCAGAUAACCCUGCUUCACAAUUGGAGUCCACUACUCAAUUCAGGAAGCUUCUUUCUAUUGAGCGCAGCCCUCCAAUUGAGGAGGUAAUCAAAGCAGGCGUCGUUCCUCGCUUUGUGGAAUUUCUGGAGAGGCAAGAUCUGCCUCAGUUACAAUUCGAAGCUGCUUGGGCUUUAACCAAUAUUGCAUCUGGGACGUCAGAGCAUACACGAGUUGUUAUUGAACAUGGCGCUGUGCCAAAAUUUGUGCAGCUUCUUAGUUCUUCAAGUGACGAUGUCCGAGAGCAGGCUGUUUGGGCCUUGGGUAACGUGGCUGGUGAUUCACCUAGCUGUAGAGAUCUUGUCCUUGGUAACGGUGCCCUAAUUCCAUUGCUUAAUCAGUUAAAUGAGCACUCAAAAUUGUCUAUGUUAAGGAAUGCAACAUGGACAUUGUCGAAUUUCUGCCGCGGAAAACCACCGGCACCGUUUGACCAGGUUAAGCCUGCACUGCCUGCUCUUCAGCAGCUUAUACAUUCAUCAGAUGAAGAAGUGCUAACAGAUGCGUGUUGGGCACUCUCUUAUCUUUCUGAUGGCACAAACGACAAAAUUCAAGCUGUGAUUGAUGCCAGUGUUUGUCCACGACUUGUGGAACUCCUACUUCAUCCAUCACCUACAGUUCUUAUACCUGCUCUUAGGACAGUUGGAAAUAUUGUCACGGGUGAUGAUGCUCAAACUCAGUUUGUGAUCGACAACCAUGUGCUUCCUUGUCUUCACCAACUUCUCACACAAAAUCACAAAAAAAGUAUUAAGAAGGAAGCAUGCUGGACAAUUUCAAAUAUUACAGCAGGGAAUAGGGAUCAAAUACAGGCUGUUAUUGAUGCCAACAUCAUCCUCCCUCUAGUUCAUUUACUUCAGCACGCUGAGUUUGAUAUCAAGAAGGAGGCUGCUUGGGCUAUCUCAAAUGCUACCUCUGGUGGAUCCCACGAGCAGAUCCAGUUCUUAGUGACUCAAGGAUGCAUCAAACCUCUCUGUGAUCUUCUAGCCUGCCCUGAUCCAAGAAUUGUUACCGUUUGUCUCGAGGGGCUCGAGAAUAUUCUGAAAGUGGGAGAGGCUGACAAGGAUUUGGGAAAGAACGGCGGUGUCAACCUCUUUGCACAGAUGAUUGAUGAAUGCGAGGGAUUAGAUAAGGUUGAGAAUUUACAAAGCCACGACAACAAUGAGAUAUAUGAGAAGGCUGUGAAGAUCUUGGAAAGAUAUUGGAUUGAGGAUGAAGAUGAAGAACAAAAUCUUCAAGAUGGUGGGGAUGGAACUCAGCAGGGCUUUGAUUUUGGAACUAGCCAGCCUAGUGUUCCCACUGGUGGUUUUAAGUUCGGUUGAAGUGGGUUAGACUCCAAUUUGGGCUCUAAUAUUUUCUUUUUAAUUUUCUUUUUUAUCCUUAUGUAGCAAUUUGGGGUUAUAGUGUUCUUCUUAUCAAAAGUUUUUUAUUUUCUUUAGCCGAAUUUGUUGGUUUUGGCACACUUAGUUGUUUUCCCAGUACAAAGGGCGAGUCAGUGUUUUUGGUCUGGCUCCUAGGUUUCAUUCAUCUAGGGAACGCUAUGAAAAAGAUGUAAACCUUUCAACAAUUGUGGUUUCCAGUUUUAAUCUUUCAUUUUUAUGAUAAGAUCCUGAUUCUUGUUUGUCA
Messenger RNA from Papaver somniferum (opium poppy), 2078 nucleotides. RefSeq names its product importin subunit alpha-4-like. The transcript has 10 exons. Gene Ontology annotation, molecular function: protein binding; nuclear import signal receptor activity. NCBI's taxonomy places the organism in Eukaryota, Viridiplantae, Streptophyta, Magnoliopsida, Ranunculales, Papaveraceae. The record is from RefSeq and is a predicted model, not a curated record. Gene Ontology annotation, cellular component: cytoplasm; nucleus. Bases 152 to 1774 code for a protein of 540 amino acids. Gene Ontology annotation, biological process: NLS-bearing protein import into nucleus.